UUGUCGUUUUCUCUCUGUAGUUCUGGAAACAUGCCGAAGCACGUGGAGGUAAGGAUGCACGAAAGCCACCUGGAACCCAUUGAGGCGAGGCCAAACUCCAAAUGGGGCACAAUAUGCCAGAAGCUGCGCAAGAACCUGCUGCUCACACUGACUGUGAUGGGUGUGAUUUUGGGAGCUGUUGCUGGUAUGCUGCUGCGUGUAGCGUCUCCAAUCGAUGACAACAUUGUCAUGGUUAUUUCCUUUCCUGGAGAUAUUCUAAUGAGGAUGCUAAAAAUGCUCAUCCUUCCCUUAAUCAUCUCCAGCUUAAUCACAGGUCUUUCCGGUCUGGAUGCAAAGUCAAGUGGACGUCUGGGUUCCAGAGCCAUGAUUUAUUACAUGACCACUACUAUCAUUGCUGCUGUGCUGGGGGUUAUCCUAGUGCUCCUCAUCCACCCCGGAAAUCCUAAACUCAAGGAGAAUCUAGGAGAAGGAGCUGAGAAUGAUGAGGUUUCCAGUCUUGAUGCCUUUUUUGACCUCAUCAGAAACCUCUUCCCUGAAAACUUGGUUCAGGCUUGCUUCCAGCAGAUCCAGACCGUUGUGAAGAAAGUAGAAGUUCAGCCUGAUUUCGAUGACACCAACAGCACUGACUAUCUGUCAAAUGCCACCAAACCACCCCCUAUUUUCAAAGACAAGAAGUCUCUCCAGUUCAAGAGUGGAAUGAAUGUGCUGGGGCUAAUUGGAUUCUUCAUUGCCUUUGGUGUUUGUAUGGGCAAGAUGGGAGAGAAAGCUAGGCUCAUGAUUGACUUCUUCAGCAUACUCAAUGAGAUUGUGAUGAAACUAGUUAUCAUGAUCAUGUGGUACUCUCCCUUUGGCAUCGCCUGCUUGAUCUGUGGAAAGAUCAUCUCUAUUAAAGAUCUGGAAGUGGUGGCCAGGCAGCUGGGGAUGUACAUGGUGACAGUUAUUAUUGGUCUGAUUAUCCAUGGUGCCAUAUUCCUGCCAUGCAUCUACUUUGCAAUUGUACGGAAAAACCCCUUCUCUUUCUUCAUGGGUAUCUUCCAGGCUUGGAUUACAGCUCUGGGCACAGCCUCUAGUGCUGGCACUCUGCCAGUAACGUUCCGUUGUCUUGAGGAAAACCUUGGUAUUGACAAGAGAGUUACACGUUUCGUGCUUCCUGUUGGAGCAACAAUUAACAUGGACGGAACAGCCCUCUAUGAGGCUGUAGCUGCCAUUUUCAUUGCCCAGAUGAACGGAAUAGAUUUAGAUCCCGGUCAAAUCAUCACUGUCAGUCUUACAGCAACACUUGCCAGUGUUGGGGCAGCGAGUAUCCCCAGUGCUGGAUUGGUCACCAUGUUACUCAUUCUGACAGCCGUUGGACUUCCUACUCAAGACAUCAGUCUGCUGGUGGCUGUUGACUGGCUUCUGGAUCGUUUCCGUACCUCAGUUAAUGUGGUUGGAGACUCAUAUGGGGCUGGCAUCGUCUACCAUCUGUCCAAGGCAGAGCUGGAUGCUCUGGACGCCCAACAUGCAAAGUCUGAUGACAUAGAGAUGAUGACCAAGACCCAGUCCUACUAUGAUGACCUCAAAAACCAUCAUGAAAACAACUCCAACCAGUGCGUCUAUGCUGCUCAAAAUUCAGUCUUAUUAGAUGAUUGCAAGGUACAAGUCAUGCUUAAGGAGGUAACCUUGGCAGCCACAAACGGCUCAACUGCGGAGAACACACUCGUUGAGGAAGAACCUUGGAAAAAUGAUUAAUGCAAGCACACAGACCCCGGAACCCCAAAAGAGAGAGAAAAAAGCAACCUAUAUUCAUGAACAUAGAACAAAUGGGUUUUGUAGUUUAUUUCUAUGGUUUCUAUUAUUUUCUAACAUGUUUAACAAUAUCAUACUGUCUCAUGUAACUCACGAAAAUGAGGCCAAAAGCUCACAUAUGCAGCUGACAUAAUGUUAUUGAGGCAGUUACAUAAAUUAUUUGUGAUGCUAAAUAUAUACAUAAACUUCCAAACAUAUGUAUUUUGAAAAGGGGUGAAAAUUGAGGGAGAACAGACAGAUAACAUAGCUUCUUGCAGAGCCA
This is a messenger RNA of Carassius carassius (crucian carp), 2050 nucleotides long. RefSeq names its product excitatory amino acid transporter 2-like. Gene Ontology annotation, molecular function: glutamate:sodium symporter activity; neutral L-amino acid transmembrane transporter activity; L-glutamate transmembrane transporter activity. Gene Ontology annotation, biological process: L-glutamate transmembrane transport. The record is from RefSeq and is a predicted model, not a curated record. Bases 31 to 1731 code for a protein of 566 amino acids. Lineage: Eukaryota; Metazoa; Chordata; Actinopteri; Cypriniformes; Cyprinidae. The transcript is spliced from 10 exons. Gene Ontology annotation, cellular component: plasma membrane.